AUGAGUUCACAUACAACAUCAAAUAUUCAUUUGACAUCAACCGCCGCUACUAACACCACUCAGAAUGCAGUAGCAUCAUCGUCAUCAUCACAACUUCCACCAGUCCAAUCGAUAUGGACAAAAAUAAUUUCUAUUAGGGCUAAAUUAAGAAAAACUAGAAAAUUAUUGAAUCGUAUGUUUUCAAUCAAAUUGUCUUCUUCCUCUACUGAAUCAAUUAAAUUAGACGACAUCAAUGAUAACAAUGAUGACGAUGAUGACAAUAGUAGACCUAAAAGAAGAAAAACGAGGAAGUCUAAAGUUUGCUCAAGAUGCAGAAAAUGUAAGAAAUCUUGCGAUCGACAAAAACCUUGCAACCGUUGUGUCAAAGCUAACGUUUCUGAACAAUGUGACGCCGGUGGUGAUUCUAAUGAUAACGAUAAAUGA
Entrophospora candida is the source of this 423-nucleotide messenger RNA. Lineage: Eukaryota; Fungi; Glomeromycota; Glomeromycetes; Entrophosporales; Entrophosporaceae. The record is from the annotation of a GenBank genome assembly.